Gallus gallus (chicken) is the source of this 2220-nucleotide messenger RNA. Its product is annotated as RING finger protein 145-like. NCBI's taxonomy places the organism in Eukaryota, Metazoa, Chordata, Aves, Galliformes, Phasianidae. Gene Ontology annotation, cellular component: endomembrane system; endoplasmic reticulum. The record is from RefSeq and is a predicted model, not a curated record. Gene Ontology annotation, molecular function: zinc ion binding; ubiquitin protein ligase activity.
CUCCGCGGGGACGCCCUGCUGCGGCCCCGAGCCCUCUGGGGAGCCUCCUGCGUGGGACACGUUCUGUGCGUGGUGCUGCUGGUGCUGCCCGUGCGCUCCCUGGUCAGGCUCUACCUCCACCUGCUCACCGCACUGCUGCUCUGCGCGGGGCACCAGAGGGCCAGUGAUUUCGUCCGCCAUGAGCUGCAGCGUGGGUUCCAGGGUGCCGUGUACAGCGACGUGGCAGAGUUUGGCCGCUUCGCCACCGCCCUCGCAGGUCAGGUCUGCAUCUGCAUCCUCUGCGCCCUGCUGAUGAGGACCCGGCAGGCCUGGCUGUUCGCCGCCCCGCUGCUGCCCGUGCUGGCCCGGCUGUGCGGCGUCCCCCUCCACGCCCUGCCCCUGGCCAACACUUUCGCCGCCAUCCUCACCAGCGUGGAGGUGCUGUACGUGCUCAGCUCCCACAUCCUCGUCCCCUUCCAGCUGGCUGCUGCCGCCUGCCGUGAGGUCUUGCAGGCCACGGAGCUGUACCGCCUGCUGGCGCUGGGGGUGUCUCUCUGGAGCCAGCUGUCCGUCCCCCUCCUCUUCCUCGUUUUCUGGCUGGUGCUCUUCUCCCUGCGGCUCUCCUCCUUCCUGGCCUCCUCCGGCAGCCCCGUGGCCCAGCAGGGGCUGCUGUUCGUCCUGCUCAGCAGCGUGGCCGAGUGCUGCAGCACGCCCUACUCCCUCGUCGGCCUCACCUUCACCGUCUCCUACCUGGCCCUGGGAGUGCUCAACCUCUGCAAAUUCUACCUGCUGGGCUUCGGUGCCUUCCAGAACGGCAACGUCAUGCACAGGGGGGUGACGGAGGGAGUGACGCUGCUGCUGCUGGCGCUGCAGACGGGGCUGCUCGACCUGCAGGUCCUGCAGCGGACCUUCCUGCUCAGCAUCAUCCUCUUCAUCGUGGUGACGUCCACGCUGCAGUCCAUGAUCGAGAUCGCUGACCCCAUCGUGCUGGCGUUGGGGGCUUCCCGCAACAGGAGCCUCUGGAAGCAUUUCCGCGGUGUCAGCAUGUGCCUCUUCUUGCUGGUCUUCCCCUGCUUCAUGGCCUACAAGAUCGCACGCUUCUUCCACCUGGACUUCUGGCUGCUCAUCCUGGUCUCCAGCUGCAUGCUCACCUCCCUGCAGGUGAUGGGCACGCUCUUCAUCUACGCCCUGUUUGUGCUGGAGCUGCUGCAGGACGCGCCGCUGGAGCGCAUGGACGAGAUCAUCUACUGCGUGAACGCCGUCAGCCGCGUGCUGGAGUUCCUGGUGGCUCUGUGCGUGGUGGCCUACGGCACCUGGGAGUCGCUGUUUGGGGAGUGGAGCUGGAUGGGAGCCUCGGUCAUCAUCAUCCACUCCUACUUCAACGUGUGGCUGCGCGCCCAGUCGGGCUGGAGGAGCUUCCUGCUGCGCCGGGAGGCUGCCAAGAAGAUCAACUCCCUGCCCAGGGCGACGCGGGGGCAGCUGAGGGACCACAACGACGUCUGCGCCAUCUGCUUCCAGGACAUGCGGCUGGCCGUCGUCACCUCCUGCAACCACUUCUUCCACGGCGCCUGCCUGCGCAAGUGGCUUUACGUGCAGGACACGUGUCCCAUGUGCCACCAGCACGUCACGCCGGCGGCCACCAGGGAGGACGGCAGCGCCGGCCCGGCGGCUCAGCCGGUACCGGCCCACGAGGACGAGGUGCCGGGGGUCGGGGGAGCCCCCGCCCGGCCCGGGGAGGACGGACCGCCCCCGGGAGAGCCGCUCGGUGGGGACGGCGGGGCUCCGGGCCCGGGGGACGGCGGGGUUUGGCCGGGUGACGGGGCCGGAGCGUGCGGCCCCCACCUCCCAGCUCAUCGCCACCCCCCUGCUCCAGGGGAGGAAGCGGGUGCCGUCCCGCAGCCCGGCCCUUGUCCCAACACGGUGCCCCAUGGGGACGGGCCCCCCCGGGGGGGCGCACGGCAGCCGGUGCCCUCUGCUGCCGCCACGGACCGCUCUGCCGGCUCAGGCCUUGGCACGGGGCGCGGUGAGGACGGGCACAGCGCUCGCCGCCUCUCCUAGCGCGGCAUCCCCUCCCACCCCCGGUGCUGGGGGUCUCCAGGCCCACCGGGAUGGGGUUCCCCUCCCCGGGGCCGUGCGGGGGAUGGGGAGCAGACCGAGCCGAGCGGCAGCGCGCGGCUCCAGGACUCUUUUUGCAAUAAAUCCACGGUUGAAGCCGCUGCACCCGAGCUGCUUCGAGCUGCA